Messenger RNA from Salvia splendens (bonfire salvia), 575 nucleotides. RefSeq lists its product as uncharacterized. NCBI's taxonomy places the organism in Eukaryota, Viridiplantae, Streptophyta, Magnoliopsida, Lamiales, Lamiaceae. The record is from RefSeq and is a predicted model, not a curated record. The transcript is spliced from 3 exons. Bases 49 to 411 code for a protein of 120 amino acids.
CUAAGACAUUCUUAAUUUCCAUUGGAAAAACCACAGAAACACACAGAAAUGGCUGGUCAAGAUCCCCACGACUCAUUUUCAGGCCAAGCUCAGAUGAGAAGAGCUAGCCUGCAAGAUCAAGGUGAGAACCAGAAUUUCCUUCAAGAGACUGGAACACAAGCCAAGAACAUGGCGCAAGGCGCGGCUGAUGUGGGCAAAGGAGCCGUGCUCGGGGCAGCCAGCCUUGCCCGUGGCGUGGCCACGGGUGCUGCCAAUGCAGCAACAGGGGCAGCUGAUGCUAUCAGAAACACCUUCGCGGGCGCCCCUGAAAGCCAUCACUACAGCAACGCUAGCUCGGACGCCUCGACUAAUCCAAGUGCAAAUCAAUCGACUUACUCCAACAGGCCUGGCUAUCCACACAACCCUAACUAAACCCAUCUACACUUUUUAGAUGCAAUAUUUGAAUUUAGUUUAAAAUAAAUUCUUUGGUGCAUACGGAAGGUGGCUAGUGAUGCAUUUAUUUGAAAAAUAAUUUAGGAUUUUAUUUGAUUUGUAGGAUGGCGAUGAUUUGAUAUCGUUCCCUCAUUCUAUUUCAG